Molecule: messenger RNA, 1467 nt
Organism: Striga hermonthica
Lineage: Eukaryota; Viridiplantae; Streptophyta; Magnoliopsida; Lamiales; Orobanchaceae
Source: the annotation of a GenBank genome assembly
AUGGCGAUAUUGGAGUCGCCGGAGAGUCUGGACACGGCGUCGUCCAGCGCCGACAAUGGCCACGGUCGCGACCACGCCACCACUUUGCGCCGCAGACCGAGCGCGCGGUCUGUUGAGCCACUUCUCGAGUCGGAUUCCAGUUCCCUCGAGGGCGAGACCGCUAUAAAUGGCGGAGAAAGAUACCAAAGUGACGCUAAUUCAGCCGGGAAGCUCUGUGGAGGGGCCGUUGAGUCGAACGAAGAGAGGGAAGCGGCAACGGGAAGUGAAGGAUUGACUUGUGACAAGGGCGAGGCGGAGAAAGUGAAGGAAGGUGAUGGCAAAGGAGUGGACGCUUUGGCCGUCAAAUUCGCGUACAGGCCCUCGGCGCCUGCUCACCGCCGGAUCAAGGAAAGUCCUCUAAGUUCCGACGCCAUCUUUAAGCAGAGCCAUGCAGGUCUCUUCAAUCUCUGUAUAGUGGUGCUUGUUGCUGUAAAUGGCCGGCUUAUCAUUGAAAACUUGAUGAAGUAUGGCUGGCUGAUCAAAGCAGGCUUUUGGUUUAGUCCGAAAUCACUGAGGGAUUGGCCACUUUUCAUGUGUUGUGUUAGUCUUCCAGUAUUCCCACUUGCUGCAUUUCUUGUUGAGAAGUUGGUGAAACAAAAGUACAUACAUGAAUGGGUUGCUGUCUUUCUUCAUGUUGUAAUAACAACAACCGAAAUCUUGUAUCCCGUUGUUGUCAUUCUUAGGUGUGAUUCUGCCGUUCUGUCAGGAGUGACCCUAAUGCUCUUUGCUUGCAUUGUGUGGUUGAAGUUGGUUUCCUAUGCUCAUACAAAUUAUGAUUUGAGGGUGCUUGCAAAGUCACUUGAUAAGUGGGAAGCAUUAUCUAGUUAUUGGAACAUGGACUACUCAUAUGAUAUUAGCUUCAAGAGUUUGGUGUAUUUCAUAGUUGCUCCUACACUGUGCUACCAGCCAAGUUAUCCUCGUACAUCAUGUAUUCGGAAGGGUUGGGUGGUACGCCAACUCAUUAAAUUAGUGAUAUUUACAGGAUUCAUGGGAUUUAUUGUUGAACAGUAUAUAAACCCAAUCGUACAGAACUCGCAACAUCCUUUGAAAGGAAACCUUUUGUAUGCCAUCGAGAGGGUCUUGAAGCUAUCAGUUCCAAAUUUAUAUGUGUGGCUCUGCAUGUUUUAUUGUUUUUUCCACCUUUGGCUAAACAUACUCGCUGAACUUCUACGGUUUGGUGAUCGUGAGUUCUAUAAGGAUUGGUGGAAUGCGAGAACAGUUGAGGAGUAUUGGAGAAUGUGGAAUAUGCCAGUCCAUAAAUGGAUGGUCCGCCAUAUAUACUUCCCAUGCUUGCGAAAUGGGAUACCAAAGGUAGUUGCAGUUUUGAUUGCCUUCCUCGUGUCAGCUAUUUUUCACGAGCUGUGUAUUGCUGUCCCUUGCCACAUGUUCAAGUUGUGGGCAUUCAUCGGUAUUAUGUUUCAGGUAUAA